Messenger RNA from Purpureocillium lilacinum, 1533 nucleotides. RefSeq lists its product as uncharacterized. Gene Ontology annotation, molecular function: transmembrane transporter activity. Gene Ontology annotation, cellular component: membrane. Gene Ontology annotation, biological process: transmembrane transport. Lineage: Eukaryota; Fungi; Ascomycota; Sordariomycetes; Hypocreales; Ophiocordycipitaceae. The record is from RefSeq and is a predicted model, not a curated record.
AUGGCCGUCAGCAAGGAGGCAGACGCCAGCGCCGAGCAUGGCCUCAGCGCAGACUCGUCGUCGGGCAAGGACGACGCCAUGGCCAUGGUGGGCGAGCAGCGGCACGCCAUUGAUCCUGCGGUCGCGGCGCGCGCCGUGAGGAAGAUUGACUGGUUCCUGAUUCCGGCCAUGAUUGUCGGGUACGGCUUCGUCUACUACGACAAGGCCAUCCUGGGCUCCGCCGUGCUCUUUGGCAUGACAAAGGACCUCGAGCUCGCCGUGGUCGACAAGUCGACGACGCCGCCGACGACGGACACGCGGCGCCUCAGCUGGGCCACGUCGCUCUUCUACUUUGGCAUGCUCGCCGGCCUCUACCCCAUGACCUUUGCGCUGCAGCGCUUCGACAUGGGCCGCAUCCUCGGCGUCGUCGUCAUCGUCUGGUCCGCCAUCUGCAUGCUCACCGCGGCCGUGACGUCGUGGCAGGGCCUGUUCGCGCAGCGCUUCUUCCUCGGCUUCGUCGAGAGCAUCAUCCCCACGGGCUUCAUGUGCAUCGUCUCGGGCUACUACACCCAGUCGGAGCAGUCGCUGCGCCAGAGCUGGUGGUUCAGCAGCACGGGCCUCUUCACCAUCAUCGGCGGCGCCCUCAACUACGGCUUCGCCCAGAUCAAGGGCGGCGGCCUCAAGCCCUGGCAGUACAUCUACCUGCUCGCCGGCUCCCUGACCUUUCUGUUCGGCUGCUUCUGCUUCGCCGUCCCCAACUCCCCCGUGUCGGCCUGGUUCCUGACCAAGGAGGAGCGCUUCGCCGCCGUGGAGAGGCUGCGCCACGGGCAGACGGGCGUGCGCUGCACCAAGCUCAAGGCGUCGCAGCUCAGGGAGGCCGCCCUCGACGUCAAGGUGUGGCUCGUCGCGCUCAUGAUGGCGAGCGCGUACACGGUCAACGGCGCCGUGAGCGGCUUCGGCCCCCUCAUCGUCUCGACGUUUGGCUGGAGCACGCUCGCGUCGAUCCUCUUCCAGUUCCCGCUCGGCGGGCUGUGCUUCAUCGUCAUCCUGGUCACGGGCUACCUGGGGUCCAAGUUCAACAACAUCCGCAUCUUUAUGCUCAUCUUCACCUGCCUGCCCGUCAUUGCAGGCUGCGCCAUCAUCUGGAAGAGCGAGUGGACCUACCAUGCCGCCGCGCCCGUCGUCGGCUACUCCAUCACCGGCUUCUUUGGCGGCACGGUCAGCCUCAUCAUCACCAUCGGCAUGUCCAACGUGGCCGGGCACACCAAGAAGAGCUUCAUGGCGGCGACCAUCUUCGUGGCCUACUGCGUCGGCAACAUUGUCGGGCCACAACUGAUUUUCUCGCAGACCAAGGACCGGCACUAUCCCGCGCUAUGGCUCGGCCUUAUCAUCUGCUACGUCAUCUGCAUCGCGUCCGCCACCGCGCUGUACUUUGUGCUGCGGAGCGCCAACAAGCAGAAAAUGGCUCUCCCAGAGGACGAGUCCGAGCGGGCAAAGCUGGCGUUUCAGGAUCUGACCGACAAGGAGAACCCCUACUUUCGGUACGUGUACUGA